UGUUCAAAUAGAACGUAUCCCGAAGGGGGACAUGCCUUUCUUUUGAACCAAAAUAACAAUUUUUGCUAAUUUACAAAAAAAUGGCAUCCUUAUUAAAAAUACGAUUUUUGAUUCAAAGAAAAUUUUUGAAUUCAACCGCAAAAUUUCUGAGCAGUAAAUCUUCUGCUGUUGCAAGUACAUCCGGACAAGAAUCUGCCGAUUUGAUGGAAUUAAGUUCGGAAGAAAUAAAUAAACGAUUAAUGACUUUUUUUGAUCUUCCCGACAAUUGGAUUAAAGAAGAGGUUAAAUCUGGUCGAGGUUGGCGAAUCGAAGAACUUCGUAUCAAAAGUAAUAGUGAUUUACAUAAAUUAUGGUACAUAUUAUAUAAAGAACGAAACAUGUUAAUGACAAUGGAACAGGCUGCUAAAGAUGAAGUGGAAAACAUGGUUAGUCCAGAAAGAUUGGUUAAAGUUGAAGAUAGUAUGAAGAAUAUUGAAGAAGUCAUAAAAGAAAGAAAUCGAGCUUACUGGCAGCUUGAAGUUGGUGACAGUAGCCCGGUUGAAAGGCGUCGAGUUUUUCGUCGCGAUAUAUUUGGUCGUUGGAGAAUGAUUGCCUGUUCGGAACAUUUAAUACCAUAUUGGAUGAACAGUGAAUGGAGAAAAUUCAAUGCUCCUGGUUUCGGUGCCGAUGUUAUCAAUUUUAAUCGACGUUUCAAUGAGAUUCAACUAAAUCGUCGAAUGUCACAGUUAUUGAAACAACAAUUCUAUUGUCGACAAUUACUGAAACGAUUUCCAAAUAUUGAUCUGGAUCAUCUACAGGAACGAUUUCCCGAUAUCGAUAUUAAGCAUAUAAAAGAUAAUAACGAUGAAUAUACUCUUCAAAAUCGAAUUUCGCGAUUUAAUCAAAUUUUUUAUCAUAAAAAGAAAGAUAUUUAAGUAACUUUGAUUUUUUUUCAUUUAAUAUUCAAACUUCUGUAUAAUUAUU
Molecule: messenger RNA, 963 nt
Organism: Dermatophagoides farinae (American house dust mite)
Lineage: Eukaryota; Metazoa; Arthropoda; Arachnida; Sarcoptiformes; Pyroglyphidae
Gene: Rpn7
Product: regulatory particle non-ATPase 7
Biological process (GO): proteasome-mediated ubiquitin-dependent protein catabolic process; translation
Cellular component (GO): proteasome regulatory particle; mitochondrial ribosome
Molecular function (GO): structural constituent of ribosome
Source: RefSeq, a predicted model, not a curated record